AUCCGGUUCAGCUCGAGUUGGUUCGAUACCCUUUUUUUUUUUUUUUUAAUCUUCUCGAAUUCUGUUUCGUUUCGCUUAGUUUCGUCUCUGCGAGCGAUUUCGAGAAGCACGAAAAUGGUUUCAAGACGUCUCUUCACUCUCCUCUGUUUCGUCGUCUUCUCAACCUAUCUCUCUGUUUCCGAAUCGAAAGUCUUGGAGCCUCACGCCGCUGAAUCUUUCAAUGUCAGCCUCAUCCAGAGAGUGGGGACUAGUUGUUCUUACACCGUGAUCAUCUCGACGAGCUGUUCGUCAUCGAGGUACACGCGCGACCAGAUCAGCAUCGCUUUCGGAGAUGGAUACGGAAACCAGAUAUACGCACCAAGGCUUGACGAUCCAUCUACAAGGACGUUCGAGCAAUGUUCAUCAGAUACGUUUCAGAUAAACGGACCAUGCACAUACCAAAUAUGCUAUGUGUAUCUCUACAGGUCUGGUCCAGAUGGUUGGAUCCCAGAGAAUGUUAAGAUAUAUAGCCAUGGCUCCAAAGCGGUCACUUUCCCUUAUAACACGCACGUCCCUGAGAGUAUAUGGUAUGGUUUCAAUUACUGCAACAGCGCCUCGGAUUCUAGUGUCCUAGCCAUUAGUCUGAGAAGGAUCGUGCUCAUACUCCUCGGGUUUAUUGUCGCCGGUUCAAGCUUGCUCUUGUAAGCUGUUAUGGUUCUGGUUUUAAUGUCGGUUUUUGUGUGAACAUAUUAGGGAACUUAUGCAGAAUAAAUAAAUGUGUACUGUUCCUUGGAGAUUGGGUCUAUAUAUAGGCCUCGGAAGAUUUCCUUCAGAUCUGUAAUAACUAGUAUAAAGCUAUGUUCAAGUUUACAGAGUGUGUAGAUUUUGUUUGUCAUUUGGUUCCACACCAGGUGUUGAUCUUGUUGUGUCCAUA
Molecule: messenger RNA, 913 nt
Organism: Eutrema salsugineum
Lineage: Eukaryota; Viridiplantae; Streptophyta; Magnoliopsida; Brassicales; Brassicaceae
Product: embryo-specific protein ATS3B
Exons: 3
Coding region: 115-684 (189 amino acids)
Molecular function (GO): protein binding
Source: RefSeq, a predicted model, not a curated record